Messenger RNA from Dendronephthya gigantea, 1230 nucleotides. Its product is annotated as protein N-terminal asparagine amidohydrolase-like. Gene Ontology annotation, molecular function: protein-N-terminal asparagine amidohydrolase activity. NCBI's taxonomy places the organism in Eukaryota, Metazoa, Cnidaria, Anthozoa, Malacalcyonacea, Nephtheidae. Gene Ontology annotation, biological process: ubiquitin-dependent protein catabolic process. The record is from RefSeq and is a predicted model, not a curated record. The transcript has 10 exons. Gene Ontology annotation, cellular component: nucleus. The coding region runs from base 102 to 1043 and encodes 313 amino acids.
AAAACGAAACUAUUCAGACUAAUAAUCAUAAUUCGUAUGUAAUCCGUGAAAUUGCGAUGUUUUGUUAUCCAUAAAGAUGUUUGUAUAAAAUUUGUUUUGAGAUGCCUUUGUUUGUUGGUGAACGAGCUGUUUCGAGUUCUAUAAACUCGUCGGCUGAAUUGAUGCAAGACUUUCCGGAAUUAGAAAAAACAUCUUGUGAAUUUGCAUCCAAGGAACAGAGGACAUUCGGAAAUGAAACCAUUCUUUAUAUUGGGCAACGUGAAUAUGGAACAGUUUAUCCAAAUGACAAUUCUGUUGACAUUAUUGGGUCAGACAGUGCUACAACAUGCCAAAUAGUUGUUUUAAGACAUAAAGGUUCAGGCGUAUGCAGCUUGGCACAUUUUGAUGGAGUUGGGAUCUCAGAAGCUUUAGCAGAGAUGGUUGCAUCCCUUCAAGAUCACGUCCCAGAGCACAAAGGAAAUAGAAUUGAGAUGCACAUUGUUGGCGGAUUCUCAGACAGUCGUAAAAGCUCAGAAGAUGUUUUUAUGAAAAUUUUACGUGGAGCAUGUCAAACUGCAUUUGAAAUUGAUCUGCUUUGUACUUGCGUGUGUAACUUGAAUGAUACAAUAAUGAAUGGGAAACAUGUGCCAAUAAUUUACGGACUAGGUGUUUUGGUACAAAGUGGUGAGGUGGUUCCUGUGAAGCAGUUUGAUUGCCAAAUACCAGAUGAAAUAUUGAGACAUUGUGUUAUACACAGCUAUGAACAGAAAGUCCUCCAAGUGUACAGUUCAUUAACUCAAGAAGUCAAAAUCAAACCAGUUGAUGUUUUCUGUCCAAAAGAAAUUGCGAUGAGUCGCGCAAGUCUCUCUGAUGAAAUAAUCCUGAAGAAUUUUUCCACAUCGCCUCAUUGCGAGCCUCCAAAUUUUGCUGAGAAGUUAAGAAAAAUGUUCCAGUUUCUUGCAGAGAAUCAGAACAUCCUUCAGAAAUACUUUCCGCGAGGAGAACCAAGACGAUUUAGACUCAACGACAAUAGGGAAUGGUGUUUGGUUGAAAAUAACAGUUAAUAUGACAUUGUAUGAUGAAAUGUCUAAAAGACGCUGCCUGCUUCUGUUUGAUGCUUCCUGCUUAUUGUAGUCUUAACAUCAAGUAAAUAUCAUCGUUACUCUUAGCCGAAACAAUCGAAGAUGAAAUUUUCAAUAUUUAAUGCCGAAAAAUUCACGCAUCUACACUACAAACUACGAUGUUAAAAAC